Anas platyrhynchos (mallard) is the source of this 1174-nucleotide messenger RNA. Its product is annotated as E3 ubiquitin-protein ligase TRIM7. Lineage: Eukaryota; Metazoa; Chordata; Aves; Anseriformes; Anatidae. The record is from RefSeq and is a predicted model, not a curated record. Gene Ontology annotation, molecular function: protein binding.
AUCCAGCUCCUUUGGGGUUCAACCCACUCACUCGAACGAGGUGGAAACACUGCAAGUCCAGUCCAGCCAAGAUCUGCUGAGGUCAAGGGAGUGGAGAGCAGACUGAAGAUGUUCAGACCCAUCUGAAACCUACCUUCCCACAGGAAUGCUGGUGUCCAGUAUGGAGAUAGGAGAGAUGGAGACCCUGGCCAAUGAGGUGGAGGAGGGGGGUGGAAGAGCGGAUGUGACCCUGGACCCAAACACUGCCAACCCCUUCCUCAUCCUGGCUGAUGAUGGGCGAGACGUGAGGCGUGGGGACACAUGGGCGUCGCUGCCCAACAACCCCGAGCGGUUCGACACGGAGCCGUGCGUGCUGGGGGGCCGGGGUUUCACCAUGGGGCAGCACUGCUGGGAGGUGGAGGUGGCCGAGGGGGGCGACUGGUGGGCUGCGGGGGUGGCCCGGGAGUCUGUCAGGAGGAAGGGGGUCCUCAGUUUUACCCCCGAGGAGGGGAUCUGGGCUGUGGGGCAAUGGUUUGGACAGUACCACGCUUUUACCGACCCUGACUGGACACCCCUGCACCUCGCCCAGGUGCCCAGGGCCAUCCAGAUCUCUUUGGACUUGGUGGGCAGGCAGGUGGCGUUUGCUGAUGCUGAAAACGAAGCCCCAAUCUUUGCUUUCUGCCUGGCUUCAUGUCCUGAGGAGAGGCUACACCCGUGGCUCUGGGUGGGGAUGGACUCGUGCCUCAGGCUGUGCCCUUGACGUGGAGGAUGAGCAGAAGAAAGAUGAAUGUCAUGGCCUUGGAUCAUGCUGCCAGGAGCUGGGAGCAUCGUGUGUCCUUGCUGUUUUUUCCUCACACAGUCCCUCUGGCCAGUGAAUGGGAGAAACGGAAGGUCCUGGAGAUGGACACCACCAACGAAGCUCCUUUGUCCUGCUCGACCCCACAGCGGGGACUGCAGAGACAAUGGGGGCACGGGGAUUUGAGGCACAGAGGAGCUUGGUGCAAGCAGACCCCAAGGCCAAGAUGUGGUGUUGAGUGCCGGGACACUGUGGAGCAGGUUCAUGCAAGGCCAUGAGAAAUGCAUCGGGUCCAAACGCCUUAAAAAUUUCCAAGUACCGUGUCUGUCUUUCUUUAAUUAAGCUUAAUGAUUAAGUCAAAAAAAUAAAAACAUAUUUGGGUGCUGGGCCUCAUGAUAA